AUGGUAAGCAGCCAAGCACCGCAUGGGCUCUGAUGCUGCACCUCACUCAACCCCCCUCACUCCAUCUCUUCUCAGGCGGACAUCAACGCGAUCGCGUACGUUCCAACACCGCGAGAGCUGCCCACGCGAUCCAGCACACACCGCCGACGCACCACCGCCGGCGUAGCAUCCUGCUGAUCUUGUCUUGCUCCUCUCCUCCACUUCACGCACCUACCCAACCAACAGCAAGCAGGUCAGUCGUCCGUCGCCGUCUCCACGGUCUGCAUGACCCAACCUUCCUUCGCGACGGCAUGCAAGACUAGCCUCCCCAUUCUCAUCUUCUCUCCCUCUCCCACAGUUUACGGACUUUUACUACCAGACCUUUGACUCGAACCGCAGUGGUCUCGCACCGCUUUACGUACGUCACCGUCCGAAAUGUGGCUCCCUCCCCGUCAAAACGCCAAAGUGAAGCCGCGGACGGAGCCAUUCCUCGCUUGCAGGCCCACCUUUCGGAAACGAAAACUCAAUCAUCACCUUUCACUCUUCCAGAGGGACCACUCGAUGCUCUCGUUCGAAGGUCAACCCACCUCGGGCGCCACCGCCAUCGUCGAAAAACUCGUCGUCAGUUUCCCUUUUUCAACGAUCCGAGAAAAACCUCCCCUCCCCCGUCGGAUUUCUGACGUCCCCUCGUGGUUGCAUUCUCCUUUCUUCCAGGGCCUCCCUUUCCAAACCGUCCAACACCGAGUCACGACCAUGGACGCCCAGCCCGCGUCCCAGACCGAGGCGUCCAUGAUCGUACUCGUCACCGGCCAAUUGAUCGUAAGAAGUCGACAUUUUUCGCUGCCAGAUGCGAGUGUUCAAUCCUGACGAUGUUUCAUCGAAUCAACAGACCGGAGACGAAGCCAACGCCCUGUCCUUCUCGCAGACGUUCCACCUCAAGCCCGCCGGUGCGUCCCCACCCCCCGCAGGCCUGAUCAAGUCCUUUCUUAGAGCCGCAAGAGAACUGACAACGCCUCGAGUGCUUCUUCUGAAAUCAGACGGCAGUUAUUACGUCUACAACGACGUCUUCCGGCUCGUGUACGGUUGA
This is a messenger RNA of Microbotryum saponariae, 1066 nucleotides long. The record is from the annotation of a GenBank genome assembly. NCBI's taxonomy places the organism in Eukaryota, Fungi, Basidiomycota, Microbotryomycetes, Microbotryales, Microbotryaceae.